AUGACCAAAACCGAAAACGCAAUCGCAGCAGCAGCAGCCGCAGCAGCAGCAGCAGCGGUAAAAGCAACAACAACAAGGCCAGCAGCAGCAGCAAGAGAGCAAGCCGCCCAUAAAUGGGCAGACGCCUCCAAGGCGUGGGCAGAGACCCUACGCGGCGGGGCCAGUGGCCCCAGUCCUGUCCCCCAACAACACCACCACCGCCGACGCCCAAGACCACAUCAAAAGGCCAAACUCAAGGCCAGGAGGGCAGAGAAGCGCCGACAGGCCAAGGAGAAGGCGAAGGAGAGGGAGAAGGAGAAAGAGGGAGCGAAGGAGGAAGCCAUGGGAGAUGAGAAGGAUAUGCCUAUUAGAUAA
This is a messenger RNA of Nannizzia gypsea CBS 118893, 354 nucleotides long. RefSeq lists its product as hypothetical. Lineage: Eukaryota; Fungi; Ascomycota; Eurotiomycetes; Onygenales; Arthrodermataceae. The record is from RefSeq and is a predicted model, not a curated record. The transcript has a single exon. The coding region runs from base 1 to 354 and encodes 117 amino acids.